This is a messenger RNA of Camellia sinensis, 675 nucleotides long. Lineage: Eukaryota; Viridiplantae; Streptophyta; Magnoliopsida; Ericales; Theaceae. The record is from RefSeq and is a predicted model, not a curated record.
AUGAUAUAUAGCCUGCCAUCGUCAGACGAGAUACAGACAGUUCAGUUACAACCUAGCCACUAUAGGCCGAUCACACCAGCAAAACGGCCCUAUGAAACUGGGAGGAUCAGUUUCGAUGACGCCGAUUUAGUUGGAGUGACUCUCCCACACAUCGAUCCCCUCGUCAUUAAGCUACACAUCAACAGAUUCACCAUUGAACGUGUUCUCAUCGAUCAGGGAAGCACUUCAGAAAUAAUGUACCACAACGCGUUCGUUAAACUCGGCUUAAUGGACUUGGAUUUGUUGCCUGCCGAUUGCCCAUUAUUCGGCUUCAACGCUAACCCGGAGUAUCCUUUGGGAAAAAUCACACUACCAGUUCGGGCAAGCACCAGAUCGGUAGAUGUAGAGUUUCUGGUUGUCAAACUUCCUUCACCAUGCAAUCUCAUCAUAGGAAGAACUUGGUUACAUAUCAUGCAAGCCGCACCAAGCACUUACCAUCAGUUACUUCGUUUUUCGAUUGAGUGCAAAAUUGAACAAAUUUGGGGUUCUAAAAAAUCGGCACAUGCAUGCCAUCUUCUUGUUGCUGCGAAGAAGGCAAAAGAACUGGAAGUGAAUUCGAUUGAAAUACCGGAUUGGGAAAGCCUUGAGGACAUUGGGAAGAUCCCCAGUGAAAAGGCAACUGAAGAUCUGGAUUAA